CACAGGAUCCAUUCCUACUUCACACGCAAGGGCAGAGGCCCAAGAUGCCAAGAUAUUACUAUGCUUUUGAGUGUGAGCUUGAGCUUAAGCUUAAAAUUGGUGCUAAUAAGCUUACCUCAAACUCAUUUGGAGCCCGUCUGAUACAAUCAUUGUAAGUAUAUUCCCACUAUCAUGACUUAAGUGGGGCUAUACAAUUUCUGGGGUUCGUCCGCGUCGACUACCAUGUUCUAGGAGUUUUAUUAUCCAAGAUUAAUUAUGGAGGCUCAAGCAAAGAUGGGCAUCGGCAGGAUUUUGAUACGGGUCUACCUGGUCUUGUACCGUCGACCAGGUUGAAUCUUUUUGAAGGGAGACAACCACAUUCAAAACGUUUAUUACCCAACUCGCCUUUAGUGGAGAUUGCUUUUUCACGUCUCUAUAGUUCUGGCCUGUCUUAACUUAAUUACCUUGCUCGAUUUAAAGUUUGUGACUAUUCCAACCACACUUCUUCAAACAUGAUAAACUUCGGAACAACACUACUUGAAAUGGAACUGCCUCGAACUUCCCACUGGACCCAAUCAUCAAAUUCUAUUGUCCACUUUCAACCCAGAUCAUAUACACCAAAGAUGUCGCUAAGCCCUCCUGGAAGUCCAAGUAGUGUGGAGUCUGGUGGUAUUAGACGAUAUCGCAGGACUACGGCUUGUACAACAUGCCGCGACAGAAGAGUAAAAUGUAGCCGCGACAGGCCAUCCUGCAACCAAUGUAAGAAGGGGGGACGACUUUGUAAAUACUUGAACAGCGAAAUACCCGAAUUUGAGUUUAUUGAGGUGAAUGUAUCAAGGAGUCCGGCUAGGAAAUCGCCAUCGCCAGUUAUGUCAAAUCCAAUCACCGAAAGGAAAUCCGGUAUCAAGUCAAAAGCAAGUAGUCGAUCGGUGGCUAAAGCGUCCCAAAUACCAUCAUCUCGAUUUCCCCCAAAGACGCUGGCGAAUAAUAUCGAUACUCAAUUCCAUCAACCCAUCAAAAAUACAGCGAUUCCCCUUGGGGCACUCGGCGAAGAUUUCGUUUCCUGUUUUCGGACGAAAGUUCCAGCGCGAGAAGUUUGUGAUCAUUUCUUGAACAACUUCAUAGGACUACAAUCUGCAGUGCCAAUAUGUCAUAUUGAUACUCUUAUAGAUGAGUAUACAAGUUUCUGGGCCAACCUUUCUCCUAAGACCUCGGUUGAAUCUACCUUACUCAUCUUAGCUGUCCUAUAUUGUGGGGCUGCCAAUUCUACCAUAAAUAUUUCACAAUCAACAACAUUACACGAUCUAUACGAACAGCUAUUAGAUAUAGUUAAUCUUCCAACAUAUCAUUGCACACGCCGAGGGUCAUCUGCGAUCCAGCUUCUGCAGGCUUACCUUCUUGUAAACACAUUUCAAGCUAGCACAUCGUCCUCACAAUUCCGGUAUGGAUUUUUACCCCACGCAAUUAGACUCGCUCAAUCAUUACAACUCCAAUACGACAAACCAUAUCAAAGUAAUGGUGUCCAAGCUGAAGUUGAGAAGAGAAUCUGGUGGCAUUUGUUGUUUUUAGAUCUCCAGUCGACUAUCACGACUGGCGCACCUUCGCUGAUAACUAGAAAUGGAUACACAAACGAUGUUUCGUUACCCAUGGUGUUGAAUCAUGCCUCUAGUCAAGAUUCAGCUUCACCGAUGAUGAUCGCCUUUUACGGCCAGUGCCAGUGGGUGCGUUGUAUGCGCGAAUGGGUCAUGAAGAUGCCAACGCAGGGAGAUGCGGUUCAUCUCGUCGAAAGCAUCGAAAAUCUACUGGAAUUAUUACCGGGAGCAAAAGCAGAAAACUUGGGACCGCAGGCGUACCUGAAGUUAUUGAUUGAUAGUGCAUAUUGCCUUCUCGGCUUGAACUUCUGUCAAGCAAAACAGUUGCAGGACAUUGGGUGGCGAAGUGAUAUUGUCCGGGCUGCAAGUUCGUUCCUGCAAAACUACCUUUCUCUAUCCGAUACGACCUCCAUAACACCAUUGAAGUGCAUUCUUCCUGGUCUCAUACAGCCUCACCACGCUGUCUUUAUCCUCCUCAUGCACCUUAGUUUGUGCACUUUUUUGGAUUCAAAUGCUCAAUCACUGAAAAUUCUUGUGGACAAAGUCUUUAAUGCCGAAAUAUCUAGCCCCAGACUUGGUGCCAGUUGUACCGCUUCUAGAUCGCCCAAAUUCAUACACUCUAGCCCUACUUCUCGGAUCUCGCGCAAGUCAUAUGGUUACCCUCGUCAAGAUGUCCUCAUCCUACUCUAUAGAAAAGUACAAGCUAAACUUGGCCGGAACACACCAAAAUUCACAGCCGUGUCUUGCUCUGCUUCUCCCAAUAUCGGGGUUUUACCCCAGCUUGAAGGCUUGGUCUCGCGAGACGCAAAUAGCAACAUUGUUUCCAGUGAGAAUUCCGCAAGUGGACAUGCAGGAACUAAAUGGAUGGAAUUGUCCAUGGAGAUGAACACUGAGGACUAUAUGAUGGAUAGAGAGUUGGAUGAUGUCUUUAGAGGCGGACGAGAUGUAUGGAACAAAUGGGAAAGACUGAUAGGUGCGGUUUUCAAGUGCUGAAAACCGGACGGUGGGAGAUUUUGGUAUGACGCAGAGCUUUUAAUAACUAGCUUGUAACUUAUGAAGUAUCUUGGUAUAAUAGCAAAAAC
Botrytis sinoallii is the source of this 2653-nucleotide messenger RNA. RefSeq lists its product as uncharacterized. Gene Ontology annotation, molecular function: DNA binding; zinc ion binding; DNA-binding transcription factor activity, RNA polymerase II-specific. The coding region runs from base 492 to 2564 and encodes 690 amino acids. NCBI's taxonomy places the organism in Eukaryota, Fungi, Ascomycota, Leotiomycetes, Helotiales, Sclerotiniaceae. Gene Ontology annotation, biological process: DNA-templated transcription; regulation of DNA-templated transcription. The transcript has 3 exons. The record is from RefSeq and is a predicted model, not a curated record.